Molecule: messenger RNA, 1044 nt
Organism: Arabidopsis thaliana (thale cress)
Lineage: Eukaryota; Viridiplantae; Streptophyta; Magnoliopsida; Brassicales; Brassicaceae
Product: F-box SKIP23-like protein (DUF295)
Exons: 2
Coding region: 1-1044 (347 amino acids)
Source: RefSeq, marked reviewed
AUGGGUAAAGUUGGGUGGUCUGAUUUACAUGAAGAUCUCAUAGAUUUGUUAGCCAAUAAUUUAUCUUCCAACAUCAAUCUCCUCCGUUUCCGUAGCAUCUGUAAACCCUGGCGUUCCACGGUUGCGACCAAGAAGCGUCUCCAUAACCACUUUGAACGUAACCUUCCUACUUUCAAGAAGAAAAAGACUGUUGUCUCUCCCUCCACUUUCUUCCGUGUAACUCUCCCUUCUCCAUGUCGUAACAAAGGAUGGCUGAUUAAAAACAGACAAGUCUCUGAAUCUAGUAAAAAUAAUCUCUUGUCUCCUCUUUCUGGCAAAACCAUAACCCCUUCCGACAAAACCCUAGACCUUUUGAAGGUCGAGUGUUUCAGAGAUUCGUCAAUCUUACAACUAUUCGCGGAUUCGGAUAGAGUUGUUUUCCUAGACAAUGUCUUUUUCGUAGUUGACUUCAAAAACGAAAUUUGGUGUUGCAAGAGUGGAGAAGAAACUAGACAUUGGACAAGAAUCAACAAUGAAGAAGCUAAAGGUUUUUUGGAUAUUAUACUUCACAAAGGAAAAAUCUAUGCAUUAGACUUAACAGGAGCAAUUUGGUGGAUUAGUUUAUCUGAACUCAGCAUAUAUCAAUACGGACCUUCAACUCCAGUGGACUUCUACGAAAUUGAUAAUUGCAAAGAAAAGAGACUCGUGGAGUAUUGUGGAGAACUAUGCGUUGUUCAUCGAUUCUAUAAGAAAUUUUGCGUAAAGCGAGUUCUUACCGAGAGAACCGUUUGUUUUAAGGUUUAUAAGAUGGACAAGAAUUUGGUAGAAUGGGUUGAGGUCAGUUCCUUGGGAGACAAGGCACUCAUUGUGGCGACGGACAAUUGUUUUUUGGUCUUAGCCUCCGAGUACUAUGGAUGUUUGGAGAAUGCUAUUUACUUCAACGACCGGGAAGAUGUUAGUGUGUUUAAGCUUGAUGAUUGUAGCAUUAUUACCAAGCAAAUUAAUUCUUCUUCUUCAUCUUCUCAUCAAAGUUGUUUCCAGAUGUUUUCUACUUCUUUUUUCUGA